Diaporthe amygdali is the source of this 3777-nucleotide messenger RNA. RefSeq lists its product as uncharacterized. Gene Ontology annotation, biological process: peptidyl-serine phosphorylation; autophagy. Gene Ontology annotation, molecular function: ATP binding; protein serine/threonine kinase activity; protein binding. Gene Ontology annotation, cellular component: cytoplasm. The coding region runs from base 1 to 3777 and encodes 1258 amino acids. The record is from RefSeq and is a predicted model, not a curated record. The transcript has 4 exons. Lineage: Eukaryota; Fungi; Ascomycota; Sordariomycetes; Diaporthales; Diaporthaceae.
AUGGAUUCCGAUGGCCCUGAGACCCAGCCGACCCAGCAGGCUACCCAGAAUGUCCUCGAUCCCCGCCGCUUGGGGAAGCAAAACUCGGGCUUUUCAGAUGACGACAUCGCUGAUAUAAUAUGUCUCCUCCUGCCUUACUCGGACGGCGCCCGCGCCGAGCUUCGCGAGAUGGCCCUGCGAACUUCACAACACAUGGUCGACGCGGACGAGGCAGCACAUCCCGAUCUACAAGCAGCCGAGGGCAUGAGCCUCAUGCCGCACCUCGUCGGCGAGCAUGCCAUGGUUCUGCGUCUGUCAGCUCAUGUCAAAGACCCUCUACAGGGCUUCACGUUUGGACGGAACCUUACACGUUGUGAUGUGUGCUUCCAUAACGAUCCUAUGAGGAGGCUCAGCAACAUACAUUUUCGCAUCUACCUCAACGAGUACGGCGUCCUUAUGCUCGAGGACUCUUCCAUAAAUGGCACGGUUGUCGAUGGAACACUGCUGAAGGCCAGGCAAGGUGAUCGAGCAAAGACAGGAGAGAAGAAGCUACCGAAGCGCAGGACUAUCAACCCAGGUUCGAAGAUACAAAUCCUCAUGCACGAGGGCCAGGAUGACUUGGACUUUAUCGUUCAAAUCCCACGCCGGGAAGGUGACUAUGAGGAGGCAUACAGAAGAAAUUUGACCCGUUACAUGAAGCGUCUACAACAGAUCCGGGCUGAGAACGAGCCUGUCGACGCGGCCAAAACCAUAACAGCUGGACCAGGGGGCCAUGUUGAUCUCUUCCCUGUGAACGAAAUAAAAGAGCAGACGCCGCGCGCCAAGCGUCAACUUCGACUACCAGAUGAUCCAACACAGGAGGACAUGGGAAGAUUACCCAAAGAGUGGAAUGGCUCAAACAGGUACAACCGUGUUGGGCGCAUCGGCAAGGGCGCCUUUGCUACGGUUUACAAAGUGACUGCGAAAUUCGACGGGAAGCCGUACGCCGCUAAGGAGCUUGACAAGCGGAAAUUCAUGAAAAACGGCGUGCUCGAUCAGAAAGUCGAGAACGAAAUGAGAAUCAUGCAGAAAGUGAAACACUCGAACAUUGUUGAGUACAUUGAGCACAUUGACUGGGGUGAUCGGCUUAUGAUCAUUAUUAUGGAAUAUGUUCCCAACGGUGAUCUUGGCAGCCUGAUCGGCGACAACGGACCCCUUAGGGAAGACAUCGUCCGGGAGAUGUCCAGCCAAAUGCUCAGUGCGCUGUCAUACCUGCAUGCCAACAAUAUCACUCAUCGUGAUGUCAAGCCAGACAAUAUUCUCUGCCAGUCAUACAGUCCUUUCAUCGUUAAGUUGACAGACUUUGGGCUCUCCAAGAUGGUUGAUACUGAGCAGACUUUCUUGAAAACAUUCUGUGGCACACUCUUGUACUGCGCCCCAGAAGUAUACAACGAGUUCGCAGAAUACGAUGAGUACGGCCACAGGCACCCAAGAAACAGGCAGCGCCGCAAACCUGUCGCUCAACGAUACGACCAUGCUAUUGACAUCUGGUCGCUGGGCGGCGUACUGUACUAUACGCUGACAGGGAAUCCUCCUUUCCCGGCAAAGAACGGAAUCAGUUACACCGAGCUUCUCCACCAAAUCAUGACCAAGAAAUUAAAUACAGAGCCACUGGAGAAGAUGAACAUAUCAGAAGAUGGAAUCGACUUUUUGUUGAGAAUAAUCCAGAGACGCCCAGAACAGCGUGCGACGAUAGAGGAGCUUCGGUCUCAUGCGUGGCUUCAAGGCACCGGUUUUUCUCAGCAGUCGAACGAGGACGAUGUUGAUGAAGGCCUCCAAAAGGAAGCCUCCCAAUUGAGCCUCCAGGAUAGAGAUUCUCCGGUACGGAUUCCAGCCAGCGACGAUGGGGUCGACAACGAUGAGGACCUCAACUUGGAGCAGUAUGACGGGGAAGGAGUCGAUGAUGUGGAUUUCAUUGGCUAUGCAUCUCAAAAAGAGAAUUACACGUUCGGCCAGAUGGAUCAACAGCGCUCAAAGCUCUUUGGAGAGGUCAACGGGUCAGCCGUCGGUAGUGCAGGAAUCAUCCCGUCAACUCGUCUGAAUCUUCCCGAUUCAAUAGUGAGCUUGGACAGGACGGAAAUCCUCGAUCCCGAGGUCCAGGACAGCUACGGAUCAGAAGACUCGACACCUCGGCAGACCAAGAGGUCUCAGCCUACUCCGCGCGCUGCCGUUCCAGCAGCUCUAACGCAGAGUCGUCGGUCUGCCAGUCGCUCUCUCGACGAGAUCAACAAUAUGACAUUUGAUGCCGAAUCCCAAGAUCUCGCAGGCGCGGAGUCCCAGUUGGAGCAUCUGAACAUGAAAUCGUUGCUUCCAUCAAAUGGUCUGUCUUAUAUAAGCAGCUUCAACACAAGCAAGAGGAAACCUGGUUACGACACAAGCGAUGAGUUUGACAACACACCUAGAGCGCGACCACCUGUCAAAAAACUCAGAUCCGAUAGCCUCUUUGGCGACGCCAUGAGCUGGGACGAAGACAUCGAACAGGCCUUGUACGCACAGAUUCCACCGCUGUCUCGCGUCAAUUCAAGCAGGCAGAUCGAUAAGCCUGUGCACAAGUCGACAUACUGGGAUGCACGCGACAAGGGAACUUGGCAUCUCAAGUACCCAGAGAUGACUCAAUUGCAACACGACGCGUUUGCAUCAGCAGCGAAAAAACUCGGGGAGUCUUUUGCUCCAGGAAAAUCUGCAAUCUGGGACAUGGCGAUGAAGCAUUUUCCUCCUGCAGCUGGACAGACACCACCACCUGACCUCGGCAACAGUACAUCCGAUGUCGACUCGAGGGCAUCAGGGCACAGGUCCGAUGCAUCCAGUGACCAGAUCUUGCCUUUGGAAAACACAGGAAAUGAGGACGAAGACAUGCCUGACACGCUCCCCCCAGAUCACGCCACUGUCAUUCCGGCUCACGCGGAUCCACCGCUUAACAGAGUCGUUGCCACUCUUGAGUCAGCGGACGGAUCUGUCGUAUCUGGCAUAUCGGUACCGAUCAAUCAAGCCAUGAUUUCCUGGGGACGAGCCCCUGAAAACACUCACAUCUACACACCAAAAACGGAGUCCAAGGUGCCCAAGUAUGCUCUCAAAGUUAUACUUUGGAAAGAUGGCUACGAGCCAUCCAAGAACUUUCGCCCAUGGAACAAUGCAGCCGACGACUUCCAUUUCUACGUUUCCACCAAAGCUACCAACGGCAUACAAAUCAACAGGGCCGUCCUGCCAUCUGACGAACCCAAAAACCCUAAAGGCCCCUCUAAGAACUGGAUCCGGCUGCAUGAUGGGGAUACGGUAACGUUCUGGAGAUCCGGCGACGACGACGAACAGCUCAAGGCCAAACUCAUAUUUCACUGCAGCUGGGGUGGUUCAUCACGGCCUCGGGCCACGCCGGCCGAGUUGGUCUCGCCAGACCUCGCUGACAACUUGGAUACGUCUUGUCGUAAGGCUGAAGAACGCAUCAAGAAGCUAGCGGAGUACGACCACAGUCUGGAAGCAGCUGAUCUUGACGCCCUAGAGCGGCACAAAAACAUUGAGAGGGAGCGGCUCCGGUCGCAGAACUUUGAGAUUAAGCGACUCGAGGCUUGCCGAAUGCUGGCCAUGAGGGCCAGUCGUCGCAGCUCACCAGCAUGUGCAUCGCCGAUUGCACCACCGUCCUCGGCGCCACCAGCUGUAAUGACCGGAGGUAGCGCAAUCGCAAGACAUAGGAGUAUCCCGGCCUUGAAGCAUGCAGCUUCGGGUCUAGACGCGCGUGCACUACAGACCAUGGCUGAGGAGUAA